CUGACAUUUAGUUCGUUGUAGACUGUGUUUUUUUUUUUUUGAGCUAGAAUCGAAGGUAUAAAACUCAUUUCACUUGAAUUUAGUCGAUUUAAAUUGCAAGAUGUAUCGACUUCCUCCACCGAACUGGAAUACGCCUCCAAAUCAUAUAAACGGAGAAUUUUUAAUGCCGAACGUGGCAGUACCACCACGAGGUCCUUUUGCACCGUUCAUGCCAGGGUUUAAUCAUCAUCAUACAUGGAAUCAAGCAGUUGUACCAAGGGCUCCAUUUUAUAGAGGUUCUACCUUUAAUAACAACCAACAGUUUCAUCAAAGGCCGCAACAGCAGCAAAGAAACAACGUUGAACAUAAUGAUAAAAGAGGUAGAGACGAAGAGAAGUCAGCUCAGGAGUAUUCUUGUGAUGUUUGUGAAAGAGUUUUUAAUACAAAACAGAUACUUGAUGCUCAUCUUGCUACACACGUGGAGUGUGAACAAGAAGGAUGUACAUUCAAGGCAUCUAGAAAGGUCCUUAAACUUCAUUUUAUUCAGAACCAUGCUGAAGGAAGAAUGAGGAUUGUCUUGGAAACGCCUGAGCAAAUAGAAAAAUGGAAAGAAGAAAGAAGGAAAAAAUAUCCAACAGUCGCGAAUGUUGAAAAGAAGCUGGCUGAGGAAAAAGAGAAAAGGGAUAACGGACAAGUGGCACAAAACAGGACAUAUAGAUACAGAGGAAAGAACCAGAGAUUUCACACCAACCAGAAAAGAGGCCCAAAUCAACAAAGAAACCAUAGAAAACUUUGUAAUGAAAAUGAAAAAGUGCAUCAUGAGAAUCAUGAACAGAAUGGUCAAAACACCCUUCAAACAAGAGCGGAAAAUAAAAUAUCUGAUAAUAAAUGCCAGGCGCAGGAUGGUGACCCUCUGUCGUUAGUACUGCUUAGUGAGUCGAAUGGACAUAGUGAGUGUGAGAUCAUCAAUGCUGUACAAACAUCAGAAGUACAAAAACCAGAUUCUACCCCUGACCCCACCCAGGACAGUUCCUCUGCACUUAUGUCUUUAUGUGCAUCAUAUGGAGACAUGUCAAGUGAUGAGGAAAGCACACCUAAUGAAAUUAACAACAAUAAUGGCAAAGAAGAUAAGCCAUCUGGUAAGGAAACUGUAAAAGAAAAUAUAGUGACAAAGCCUUCGAAUUCAAGUCCUAGAAGAAGAAAAAGAACCAGAGAACAAGGACCUCGUAGGAACAUGAAAAAGCAAGCAAAAAGAAAACCUACCCUGUUAGAAAAGUUACUGGCUCCAGAAAUUCGACACGAGAGUAAUGUUAUUCUGCAGUGUAUUCGAUACAUCGUAAAAAAUAAUUUCUUCGAUGCUAUUCCCCAAGAAAACGAUAUGCACUUGAAACUUAAUUGACGAAGAUGGUUUUACAACGAGAGAUCAUCCGGUUGAAUCGGCUUGCGUAGGUGAAAUCACUUGAGCGAAUCAAGGACAUCAAAAAUUUCUUGAUAUAUAUAAAUUUAUUCAUUUAUAUUGUAUAUAAUUGAUAUUUAAGUAAAAUAGAAUAUCGAAAACAAA
Molecule: messenger RNA, 1540 nt
Organism: Actinia tenebrosa (Australian red waratah sea anemone)
Lineage: Eukaryota; Metazoa; Cnidaria; Anthozoa; Actiniaria; Actiniidae
Product: nuclear FMR1 interacting protein 1-like
Biological process (GO): box C/D snoRNP assembly
Cellular component (GO): nucleus
Molecular function (GO): RNA binding
Source: RefSeq, a predicted model, not a curated record